Messenger RNA from Acaromyces ingoldii, 790 nucleotides. RefSeq lists its product as hypothetical. The transcript has 2 exons. The coding region runs from base 138 to 704 and encodes 188 amino acids. NCBI's taxonomy places the organism in Eukaryota, Fungi, Basidiomycota, Exobasidiomycetes, Exobasidiales, Cryptobasidiaceae. The record is from RefSeq and is a predicted model, not a curated record.
UAUCUAACGAGCCUCUUUUCAGGAAUCUCUCUUCUCUCCUCGUCGCCGAACUCCUUCUGACAGACCCUGUUCGCGCAGGUGCUAGCUCCGUCACAGCUUUCCACCCGUGUGCAUCUUUCUCCCUCCACUUCUUUCCCAUGUCCGCAUCGAUGAGGUGUCUGCUCGCCAUCAGCAUUGGCGGCUUUCUCUUCAGCUCAGUUCUUGGACAAGCCUCGAACGACAAGCCUGUAUCCUCUCGAAACAAUCCAACGACUCAGCAAGUCGUCACUCCUAGCCACACGCCCCUAUCGUCCUUGCCUGAUCGGCCCCAGAGCGCGGCUCGAUUGUUGGUACAGCUACCGAGCGUUUCUUGCGAGGACCGCAGCCACCAGGCCUUCCACGUGAAUGGUCAGGAGCAGAGCGAUUCGCUCGAAACGACCACGCAUGACCUCCAUCUUCUUGGAAAGACUCCAACACGACAGGUGAGAAGCCCUCUUGGCUGCAAUGACGACACCAUCACGACAUACAUUCGCUCCAAUGGCCGGGAAAAGACAUGGACAAAGGUUUUCCGCCCUGCAGUAGAUCGCAGCAGCUCGCACACAGUCUACGGCCUAAUCAACGGAUUGCCUUCAAGCCCACAUGCCCAUAACGGAGCUGACGAUGCGUACGAAGACAAGAGGCUCAGGAAAAGAGGCUGGAUUGAGGAUACAGCUGCUCUGAUUUAGCAAAUCAAAGCCAACGAAGAAGACUUAGCAAAAUUGACAAGCGCUAUUGGUGCUAUCCAUUCUGCAGAACGUUCAAGGAAAGCGCA